AUUCAGCGCGCGAUCCGAUGCGCAGAAUGAAUAAUGUUUUGGGUUUUCGACAUUCUUUGGUUUUACCUUGUCUCAGUUCGAUGGUUUCCAUAAGAUUUGCGUGAUUUCAUGGAAAAUUAUCAUCAGAAAUAUUCCGCAAUUGGAUCAACAACUUGUGAUGAUUUAUGACACUGCUGCAUGACAUGAGCAGUCAAGCUAGGCUGGCAAUGAACCAUGGUUCCUUAAAAUUUCAGUCCUUUAUUGGUAAUGGGACGAUCAAUUUGACCCAAGAUUGUAGUUUAAUUCAAAAGGAAAGUGAAUCCGAUUUUUACUUAUCACCGUUACCUUCAUCCUUGACUAAUGAAAAUCCAAGCCACAACAAUAAUAAUAAUUCUAUUCCAGGGAUGCAGGAAAUCUUUGAUAAGUUAGCAUCACGUCCGCAUCCAUCUCCGAUUUUGGCUGCUACAUUAACGAAAUUUGGUAAUCAGGUUGAUGGUUGUCAAGAGCUAGUUACCAACAAAAGUGUUUCUAACUCAAGUGUUUCACCUGGUCACAACAGUUCUGACAUACAUAAGAAGUCACGAUUUUACUUAAAACCAUCACAAGUGGAAACUUCCUCUUCUUCGUUUAUUGAUUUUAAUGAUUUUCCAUCAAGUCCCAUAUCCGGUGCAUUUGCUGACUUUCAGUCACUGAGAUAUGUCCCAUUAAGCCUAGACUGUUCAUCUUCAGCAAGUAUUUCACUAUCAACAGCUAAUUCAGUACUUGAUCAGUGCGUUGACGAGAGUGAUUGUUUGCCUGUUUACAGUAAUUGUCCUCCUAAUCUUGAUGAAGAAGAAACUGAUUUGGUCCCUAGUGAACUCGUCCAAUUUGUCAGCGAAUCUACUCGUCAGAUACCAAGUGAUUUAGUUGAUGUUGUCUCCGCAGGAGAUUCAGAUAUUGAAGAUUUAGAUCAUGAAGCCCGUUUAGCCUCCUUGUGUAUACCUAUUCUUCGCUCACCCUCACUGGGACAUUCUCAUUUGCUAGACAAUGCACAACCACCGACGUUAUCACCUGAGUCAUCAGGAUGCCCCCACUCACCUUUCGAUCAUAUAGAUAUUUCAUCAGAUCCCAGUUAUGAAAAAUCUUAUUUCAGUCAAACUCCUGAAUGUGUAGCCGAUGACGUGAACAGACAACACAUCCUUUCCCCGAAAUUGCAGUCAUUUACUCAUAGUACAUCUGACCAACUUAUAUCUUGCAAUAGCACCAAUGUAUUAAACAGCCGAGAUCCUUCAAUAUCAACGUCACAUAUUGAUUCUUCAGAUUUUAUUUCGAGUGACAAUACCUUUACAUACCAUUCUGACCAUCAAAAUUUAGUGGAAAAUUGUCCCAAUUCUUUAAUGCAUUCUUCUACCUCUGGACUCUCUGAAAAUGAAACAUCGCCAACUACAGCAUGCAGUCAGUACGAAGUUACUUCAUCAUACUCAACAGCUUCACUACCAAACACUAUUUAUGUAAAUCAAAUUAGAUCCUUUACUCAACAUUCAUUGCAAAACCAUUUUGUAGUCAAAGAUGUACUGAAUUCAAACGUGAACAAUGUUCCUAAUUUUCUAUGUGCUGGUAAACUAUGCAUACCAAAUUCUUCUUCAGCGGUUCUGGAUGAAAUAUACAGUGAUACAACCAAAAUUCCAUCUGUUGUAAAUUUAGUAUGUGCACCGAAUGAUAAAAGAAAGCAAAUAAUAUUUUCGUCGAAAGCAGAUCAAACUGAAGGUGUUGACUUCACUUUUGUAGAGAGCUACAAUCGAGAAACGCCGCAACAUCCCGAGCAUGUGAUGAAUACAAACAUUCAACCGAAAAUUUGUGACCCAUCACUCAUUCCGAAUAUUAGGUUUACACCCAUAAUUGGUUCGAAUUCUCAAAAUGCAUCUUUGUCGUCCUUAUCUCAGAACAUUUCAUCUAUCCCCCCGUUUGAUCAAGUAAUUUCAUCUAAUGAUAUGCAGGAGUCAAUUUGUGAAUCAAAUAAAAGUAUUAAACAAUUAAUUGUCUCGUCUGAAAUGAGGACUUCAGUCACGUUUCCUAAUGAUCAUUCACUUGCACCCAAUACUUCUAAUGUUUCGUGUCUUACAGAUAAUGGUUAUUCUGACAGUUUUACUCCACUUCGUUCCAAUGAAGGGAACUCUGUUGCUCAUAGUCCGUUUGCAAUGCCUACUCCGAAUUUUGAGGUUCCAUCUCAUCCUGUUAGCACACAGUCCACAUUCGUUGUCUCGCAUCCAAUUACUCCUGGUGUCGUUUCAGCUGCAGAGAUACAGUCAACUACUCCUAUUGUCUUAUCUCUUCAAAACAGAACAUGUGUUGAAGUUCCACAACCGCAAUUUACGAACCUGACUACCAGCUCUGGCUGUGUUCUUUUGCCGUUACAAAUUUUAAAUUCUUUACCAACUAUAAAUUCUGGUAUGUCUUUAUUGCUAAAUAUUAAGAGCGGGAAUUCUAUGCGACAAAACUCCACACCUUGUCUUCCAAACUUUACGUCGGUGAAUACAUCGUCGGAUAAGAGUCCCACUGUUACUCCCGAAACUAAUGGAACUGUUUUCCUUCUUCCAGCACCUGGAAUUGUUACAAAUCUCAAUGCAAGUGUUCCUAAUAUCCCAGUUUUACAACUCCCAUCUCAACAGCGUGUUAAUUUUUUUCCAUCUACAUUAUCCACCCCUCUUUUACCGAAUUCAAGUGCACCAAGUCUUUUUCAAAAUCCAUCUACAUUGUCAAAAAGUUUUAGUACGACUGGUGAUAUUAAACAAUCAACUCCUGUACAAUUACCUUUGGGGACACAAUUUUUUAUUCUUCGCUCAGCAUAUAAAUCAAACAUUUUGAACCCUACAUAUUUCACCUCUUCUUCUCCCUCUUCUGUAACUACAGUAAACGGAGCAUUGACUGCUCUACCUGCUUCAUCUACUGGUUUGACCGUAGUUUUAGCUAAUUCUAAUCACAAAAAUCCUUCAGAAUCAGGGAACUUAGUUUUUCUUCCAACGGCUUCAACCAAAUCAAGUAUUUUCCCAUUGUGUGCUAACCCGCUGACAUCUAAUUUUUCAACACCCUCUUCUAGAUUUGUAACAACAACAAGCACACCACUAUGGACGUCAAAUUUCAGCAGUCACGAUACUAACAGUAUGGCCAAUACUUCUGCUACAUUAAGUUCAUCUGCUGUUACUACCACUAGUUCAUCAACUAUAAGUUUUCAGCCGCCAAUAGAAAGUUUAAGUGAUACGCCUUUGUCUUUUCCACUAACUUUGCUGCCUAAUGUUCCCCAACAAACCAUGAUUUUAUCAUCUCCAUCUUGGAAUUCACUUUCUCCGAAUAACAAUAAUGUAUUUACAUCAUCACAAAGUUUCAGUACACAUGCAUUUCUUUCACCUGCAACCACAUUAUCAUCAUCUAUGUCUUCCUCUUCUUGUAUGUCAUUUGACAAUAAUUCUUUACCUUCUCCUCCUACUUCAUGUUCAAGUGGUAGUGUGGAAAUUAUUAGACCAAAUCAGUCAGUAACUUCUAGCCCAACGGUUAGUAGUUGUCUUCUCCCACCAGUUUCUGCAUUAUCCUCUGUGAAUGCCAACAGUAUUAAUAAAGACUAUACUAACAGUAAAGUAAGUGGUACGUUGACAACCCAGAGCAACCAGCCUAAUGAGGGAAAAACAAGUGUCAUAGUAUUACCCUCUGCUGAUAAAUUACUAUCUUCUCGUAAUUAUUCACAGUUCUCCAGCCUAACAACACAACAAAGUAAUGAAUUUCAAGAAGUAAAAUGUCAGCGUUUGUCUUAUUCCUGUCCUAAUACACCUUCCAUUCCAUCUACUACAGUAACUAUUUCCACUUCACCAGCAUUAUUACAAACUGUCGUAACAUCGUCUGCGACCACGAUUACUUGCUGUUCAAGACGAAGACAUCAGUGUCCUUAUUGUCCAAAAUCUUGUGAAAGGAAGGAUAAUCUACAGGCUCAUAUUCGUACACAUACAGGAGAACGACCCUAUCCGUGCCGUUACUGUCCGAAAGCGUUUCCUCAGAAAGACCAUUUACGAGCUCAUAUUCGUACACACACAGGUGAAAAACCCUACAGAUGCCCACAAUGUUUAAAGGCCUUUGCUCAGUUGGGUAAUCUUCAUCGACACGUUAAAACGCAUCGUCGAUAAACUUUACUUAUAAGGUGCAUUUUGUCAACAAUUACAGGCAAUAUUUUCAACUUCAUACUACAGCAUAUUCAAUCAGUUAUGCGUAUAUAAAUGAAUAAAGGCAUUUAAAUUUCUUUUGUUUUGUUAUGACUUCCAAUUAUUCAUAACUUGUAUUAUUAUACCUUUUAUUUAUUGAUUUAUUUGUCUUGUAAUUUGUAAUUUAUUUAUUUUUCUUAACUUUUCACCAUAUUACUACUUUAUGCUUAUUUUCUAUUCAUUCUUUGUUUGUUAUUAGGAAAGGGUAAGUUAGCUGUGGGAUUGAAGUAAACCUUGUAUUGAUUGUUGUUUAUCUUUUUGUCAGAGAGAAACAAUUGAACACUUCUAUCACUAAAUAUACAUUACAUAUAUUUGUAUAAUAUUAAAUUUCAUAUACUAAUACUUUCAGUAUGCUCAAAAAUGUUCUCAUCUCUAUUUUAAGCUUCUGUGAAUGGAUUGUUAGUUCAUGAAGGUUUAAUAUUUUCAGUCUCGUAAGUCUAAUUUCCUCCGUUUUCAUGUUUAUAAUUAUAAUUUACACGUUCAUUCAUUCAUUUGUUCCUUAUACCUUAUCAUCAAAACUCUACUUGUUUAAAAAAGGUAUUACGUAAUUUCUAGGCUCCAUUUCAAACCAUAUUCCUUGUAGAUUGUAUUGUACUAUAUUUAUCUGAUGAAUUCCGUUCUUCUUUACUACUUAUUUACCGUAUCUGCUUAUUCUUGUAUCUGUGAAUGUUUAUCUAUGUGUUGACAAAUGCGAUAAUUAGUAUUUUUGACAGAUGAUGGGCUGUGAUGGAUAUACCUUUAUUUAUGAUAUAUUUAACCUCUGUGUUAAUUCCCACCCAAUUUUCAUUCAUUCUCUUUAUUCAAAAUCUGUAUACAUUCUUUCCUACGUGCUUUUUACCUCAAUUCAAGUUAUUUGAUGCAUGAAGAACAUACGUGUUUUUUUUUAAUAUUUAUAUGUAAAUCACCUUUUGAACAAAGAAAAGUGUUAAUGCAAAGCCUACUACACUCUGCAAUAUAUAUAUAUAUAU
Heterobilharzia americana is the source of this 5173-nucleotide messenger RNA. The record is from the annotation of a GenBank genome assembly. Lineage: Eukaryota; Metazoa; Platyhelminthes; Trematoda; Strigeidida; Schistosomatidae.